AUGAAAUACAAGAGUUCCGAUGAUGAGGUUGAGACCUUAAGCGAUAUUGAAUUUAAUGAUAGUGUUGUAAUGGAAAAGGGACGGAUAGUAGAAUGGUUAAAUCUUCCUCCAGAGUUGUGGACAAUGAUAGCCAAACAUCUAAUCACCCUAGACAACACUACAUUUGAAAUUCGCAGAUUUCGAAGUAUAUGUAAUACAUGGCGCUCCGCUCACCCUCUCCCGGAACACACGCCAUUUGCCAUUCCUCUCGGAAGAUCUUGCCUUCUCCAAAAGAAAAUAUAUGGUCUAAAACCAUUAUCACAUGAAUCUCACAUUGAUCAAGACCCGUCUAUUUCUUCUUCAAAAGGGUGGAUAAUAAUGUCGGAAUCCGUGCCACUUCCUCUCUUAAAUCCUUUCACCUGCUCUCCUAUCUCUAACACCCCUCAGAUUUUCUCAAGUGACACUUCGCCAAGGGUGUUGGAUAUCAUGAACUUCAAGGCUGUGGAGUUGUUUGAAGUAUUUAAUCUCUCUGGUAAUUAUGACUAUGACGUUCAAAAAGCGGUAUUGUUCCCUAGUUUUCAUGUGGAGGGUCGCAUGGUGUUUGCUUUAUUUCGUGGUAGAAAGUUGUGUGUUCGCAAGACUGGAGAUAUGAAGUGGACCAUGAUGAAAUUGGGUUGUUAUUGCUGCCAUGAUAUAAUCAUUCACAAGGGGAAACUUUAUGUUAUAAAUGACUUGGGAACAAUUUCUUGGAUGAAUCCUUCAUCCUUGAAGUUGGUACAGUUUACACAGCCAUUGUGGGGGUGGCCUAAUGGCAAGGAGAAGAAAAUGGUGGAGUGUGGUGGAAGUCUCUAUGUGGUUGAUAUGCCUAUUAAAGCGUUCUCUUUGAACGAGGAAGUUGAUAUUAAAGUUUACAAGGUCAAUGAAGAAUCAGGUAGAUGGGAAGUUGUGAAAAAUUUGGGUGAUGUUGUGAUUGUUUUGGGUAAUAAGUCGAAUUUUUCUCUGUCAGCUCAAGAUUACCAUGGUGCUGAAGGGAAUUGCAUCUACUUUUCUUACACUAAUUCUCGUGGAGUCAGGAUAUUCUGUUUCAGCUUAAAGGAUUACAUCUUAAAAACUCCUAAUCCUUUCUGGCCUUGUCCCAGUUUGUUCAGCCAUUGA
Messenger RNA from Lotus japonicus, 1134 nucleotides. Its product is annotated as F-box protein At2g26160-like. The record is from RefSeq and is a predicted model, not a curated record. The transcript has a single exon. Bases 1 to 1134 code for a protein of 377 amino acids. Gene Ontology annotation, molecular function: protein binding. NCBI's taxonomy places the organism in Eukaryota, Viridiplantae, Streptophyta, Magnoliopsida, Fabales, Fabaceae.